CACAAUUAACAAUGACUAUGCACCCUUUUCAAAUAGACCAUCUUGAUCAUCCAUCUUUCUUCAUCUUUGUUACCAAAUAGCAUCAUCGAUCAUACUGCAUGCAUGCACAAUGGAGGAGACUAGACUAAAGGAGCACGUCCUCUCUCUUCUCAUCCAUUCCAUCCAUCUCUUCACUCUCCUAGCAUGCAUUACCACAGAAACCUACAUCUUCAUUAACAAACACCACCCCAUCCACCACCUCAUCCCUCUCCUCUUCAUCCUUAUCUUCUCAUCCUUCCUCUCCAAACCAUCCAGAGUUUACCUUGUAGACUUCUCUUGCUUGAAACCCUCUUCAAGUCUGCGAGUUUCCUCAGCAAUCCUCCUCGAACAUCUUUCCAUGAUUGAAGGCUUUGACAAAGAGAGCUUAUCAUUCUUGUCCAAAGUCAUCUCCUCCUCCGGCCUCGGAGAAGAAACCCAUUUCCCUCCUUCACUGUACUACCUUCCUCCAAGAACUGACCACAAGAACUGCAUUCAAGAAGCCCAUAUGCUCUUCUUCCCCAUCCUUCAUGACUUGUUCUCCAAAACCCGGAUAUCUCCUCAAGACAUAGACAUCCUCAUACUCAACUGCAGUGGCUUCUGUUCCACCCCAUCACUCUCCUCCAUCAUUGUCAACCAUUUCGCCAUGCGAGACGACGUGAAGACCUUCAACCUCUCUGGCAUGGGCUGCAGCGCUAGUGUGAUCAGCAUUGACAUUGCAAGAACUCUCCUCCAACUUAACCACGGAUCAUAUGCAGUGAUCGUCAGCACUGAGAUUAUUUCCACCGGUUGGUACUCCGGCAAAGAUCAACGAAAACUUCUGCUCAACUGUUUCUUCCGCUCUGGCAGUGCUGCAGCCCUUCUCACUAACAAAAAAGGGGAGAAGAAUUUAAAAUACAAGUUGCUGCACUUGGUGAGGACUCAGAGCUCAUAUGAUGAUAAUUCUUACUUUUCAGCCAUGAGAAAAGAAGAUUCAGAGGGGAUCACAGGAUUCUCCAUUGAAAGCAAUUUCUUGCAUGCAUUCAAAGAGUUACUACGUUCUCAUGUCAUGGUUCUUGGCAAAAUCAUCCUGCCAUUUAGAGAGAGAGUUAAGUAUGUGAUCAUGGUGGUGGUCUUGCAGAAGUCAUCGAAAGAGCACAGAAGUCCGGUGCCGGAGUUUAGGACGGCAGUGAAACAUUUCUGCUUGCCAGCAUCAGGGAUUCCGGUGAUAAAGGAGAUGGGAAAGGGGUUGGGUUUGGGAGAAAGGGAGGUGGAGGCGGCGUUGAUGACUUUCCGGCGGUUCGGAAACCAGUCAUCGUCGUCGAUGUGGUAUCAAUUGGCCUAUUUGGAAGGAAGACAGAGAAUUAGGAAAGGUGAGAAGGUUUGGCAGUUGGGAAUAGGGACUGGACCAAAGUGUAACAGUGUCAUAUGGGAGUGCAUGAGGGUGUUGAAGAUGGAGGAUGUUCACAAGGGACCAUGGGGAUGACCGCUUGCACUGAUAUGAAGAGAUGAUGCAUGGUGGGUGGUGUUUUUCUAUAGAUUAUUAUUAUUAUUAUUAUUAUUAUUAUUAUUAUUAUUAUUAUUAUUAUUAUUUUCCAAAAUGUCUGGAUAAGACCAAGAAAGGAUAGAGUAGCACACAUAUGGUCAUGGACAUGGAGUUCAUCAGCAUAGCUACCGUUUACAUCUUCAAAAAUAUGUUUUCAUCUACAAAUUAAAUUCUUUACUAUUUAUGAAAAAUUAUU
Dioscorea cayenensis subsp. rotundata (Guinea yam) is the source of this 1736-nucleotide messenger RNA. Its product is annotated as 3-ketoacyl-CoA synthase 5-like. Gene Ontology annotation, cellular component: membrane. Gene Ontology annotation, biological process: fatty acid biosynthetic process. NCBI's taxonomy places the organism in Eukaryota, Viridiplantae, Streptophyta, Magnoliopsida, Dioscoreales, Dioscoreaceae. Gene Ontology annotation, molecular function: acyltransferase activity, transferring groups other than amino-acyl groups. The record is from RefSeq and is a predicted model, not a curated record.